Molecule: messenger RNA, 3720 nt
Organism: Lampris incognitus (smalleye Pacific opah)
Lineage: Eukaryota; Metazoa; Chordata; Actinopteri; Lampriformes; Lampridae
Product: BRD4-interacting chromatin-remodeling complex-associated protein
Exons: 12
Coding region: 1-3720 (1239 amino acids)
Biological process (GO): positive regulation of DNA-templated transcription
Cellular component (GO): SWI/SNF complex
Source: RefSeq, a predicted model, not a curated record
AUGGAGGAUGAAGAUGGGACUUGCCUACUUGACGUUUUAUGUGACCCCCAAGCCCUGAAUGACUUCCUUCAUGGGACCAAUGAGCUGCAGACAGACGACCUGCUCAUUACCUCCUCCUCGGGGGAGCCCUCUCUCUUCCCAGAUGCCCCGAGCCCCGUCUCUCUGCUGGAAGAUGACAGAGACUCCCCGGACACUCCCCCGCCGGGGUGUGUGGACCUCUCCUUCCUCGAGGAGGCCCUUCUGUCGUCACCGGAGGGAGGCGAGGACUCAGAGGUGGCUUCGGGGGCUCCUGUGGAAACAGGAUGCAAGGGUAAGGACGUGGGAGAGGGGGAAAAGGAGGCAGAAGAGGAGGUGGCGUGUGAUAUCCUUCAGCAGAGCCUCCAGGAAGCGGACAUCACUGAGCAGACCAUGGCGCUAGAAGCAGGUCUUGCGCAACCUAGCGACGCCCUUUCUCUUUAUCCUCCAGCUCCUCUUGUCUCCCCGCCUGCUGUCCCAUUCCUUCCCAAACCAGUGACUUUACCCGUCACGCCAGCACUGCCCAGGGACACACAGACCGCGGUGGAGCCUCCCCAGCCCUCUCUCCUGGCUGUAGGUCCUGGGUGCCCUUCCCUCAAACCUGCCGCCCCUCCACAGCUGAUGGGACUCCUACCCGGGAACGUGUUCCCUGCUCCUUCCCCAGAGACCUCCUUCUCUCUGAGCCCAGCCCAAGGCUCCAGUAUGAUCAUUCACAAGGCCAUGCCUAGCCUGACCGGUCGCCCUCUCAUCGCCCCCACCCUGAGGGCAACAGCAGCAGCGCCAGGCAUCGUCCUGCAGCGAGCCCCUCUUCCCAUCCAACCCAAACUGCCCAUCAGCAUUCAGCCCAGACUGGUGCAAAUAAGUCCCAAGCUGUCUGGGCAGAAACCCUCUCCGGGUCUUGCGUUUGUCCCUGGGAACCCCUCGCCAAAUAUUUUACUCUCCCCGCCUCCAGGCCCAAAGCCUCUACAGCAGCAGCAGCAGCCACAGACUACGCAGCAGCUCCCCAAGCCUGUCAGCCUGCAGUUGGUUAACCAGGGCGGCUCUUUCGUGUUACAGCCUCAGGGACUCUUCCAAGGUCAAAACCAGUUCCUUCUUCCAGGCCAGUGCCCUGUGACUAUCUCCCAGCCUGUCAACGCAGCCCAACCGCUGCUCACCCCUGGCCGCCAGGGGCCCUUGGUCCACGGGGUGACCCCCUCCACCCGGCAGCUCGUCGAUGGCUCUCAGAUCCUAACUGUUCCACACCGACAGCUCAACUUCAGCCCCGUCUUUACCACCCCCACUGGGCAGCUAGCGCUCCGCCAGGCCACUGUGCUUUCAGGACCUCUGCAGCUACAAUCGGCGCCCCCUACUGUCUUCCAGAUGCCUGCGCAGCUGGCGGGGACCUAUACUCCGGGAGGGCAGGGGCAAAGCGCCACCCUGGUCCAUGGUCCUGCCUUAGGGAACCACAUCACUUUGAUCAACAGUUCUGGUGUGCUGCCCUCUGACCUGACCUCCAUCUCCAUUGUUAAUGCCCCCCCUAUGGUACAGGGACUGCCUUUUGCUGCCCAGGCCCCAGGACCUCAGGCUGGAGUGACAGAGGGUCAGUUAAACCUCCAGCAGGCCUCUGUGGUGCUACUGCCUGAGAGAGCGGCCCCCGAAGAGAGGAGCAGCUCUGAAGAGACUUUUCACCAACUUCCACAGUCCUAUGGGCAUGUUCUUCAGCAUGUCUCCAUGCAGCCCACUGCGGCAGGGCUGCGCUCCCCUUCUCCCCCUGUGCUGACGGUCCCACAGCCCCCCUCAGAACCCCCCUUGGUUCCCGACCCAGCUGCGGAACUACCCAAACUCCUGGUGCCCCAGGCAGACCUGACCCAAGCAAUGGAGGAGGGGACUCACCCCGUGGCUCAGAACCAAGACUUUAUGCAUCUGCAACAGCAAGCACUUAGUUCUCCUCUUAAACCAUCUGAGCUCCUGGCGGGAGCUCUGCCAGUAGUGCCCGUGGAAACCCUCGCCUCACCCGUCGGAGAGAUGAACGAGGGAGCGACUCGGCCGCAGACGCACGCCGUCGUUGGCCAGGCCGACGCGCUGGCUGCGAUGGCGGACCAAUGCGUAGAGGCAUCCCCGCCCCCUUCGGAGCCUGAGGAUGCUCCCCUUCUGUGCUCCUCCCGUCAGAUUCAGGACAGGGGAAGCACGGCUUCGGCUGGUUUCUCCACACCUGGACCAGAGAGUGUGGUGGAGGCCUUGACCCCCCAGCCUCUGCUCCAUCAUCAUCAGCAAGCCCAGGUCCAACCGUCCGUCUUUAGUGGCUCCUACCCGCCUCCCGUCAGCAUCCCGGUGCCUCGGCAGCAGCCUGAGCCUCUCACCGUGUCUGCCAGCCUCUUUGACGGAGGAGAAGAGGAAGCUGUCCAACAGCACACGCAAAGCAAGCCAACAGCUGCCUUGGCUGUAGAGGGCAAGGUGUUUAGUCCCGAUGUCCAACAGCCCUCUGCCACAGCCCUGGGUGUCCAGGACCAGAGGCCCUCGGCUCACAGGGAGCCAUCUCAGGGGCCUCCCAUCCGAAUAAACCAGCAGACUGGCAACCGGCCGGUGACCCGUGUGGAGCAGGAGAGGGAGGAGAGACUCACGCCAGCAAUGCGGAGACACAGGUUUCAGCAGCAGCUGUGUCUGGACCAGGCAGCUGUUCAGAACCCCUCUAGUCACACCCCCUUCACCAACAUGGAGGACGCCGUGAGACACCUGCUGCCCUACCAUACCUGUGCCGGCCAUCUGCCCACUCAGGAUGACUUAAGUUUAGUGGACCUGGAGUUUGACAGCGUGUCGGGUUUCCUGCUGAAACGCACCAAGGACAUGGUCAACAAAUACAGGCAGCUAUUGAUCGCUGAAGCUCAGCAGGAGAGUCCGUCAGCAGAGAUGGUGAUGCUGGAGCGUCUCUUCCUCCAGGCUGAACGUUUUGCUCUGGGGGAGGACAGACGGAAAGCCCGCAAAGCCCCAGAGUCAUUCAUGAUGGCCUCGGCUACUUCAGCGCCUUCCCCACAUGGUGCAUACUCCUCUGGCCCCUCCCAGCUGUACUCUUCAGGCAGCCCGUCUUCCCCCCCAUCCUGGACCAGGCUCUCCGACCGGCCCCCUGGUCUCAAGACGUAUCGGUCCAGUUCCCGGGGAGCACUCAGGCUCACCAUUAAGCAGGAAUCUGGCUCCCGCAAAGUCGUUCACAACUCGGCCUGUGACCGUGGUCACAAGAGGGACCACGGCGGGCUACUGACUAAUGGCGGCAAUUCUGUAUGUGAGGGAAACUCUCGGGCGCCCAACGGAGCGCCCCAACAUCCUGAGCAUGGUACAGAGAUCUCCAACGGGGUUUUGCCUUCUAAGGCGGCCGAGGAGGAAGUCCCGCCACGUGACAGGACCGCCCAAUCACAGACAGUGCUGAUAUCCAAGACAAAACCCCCGAAUCCCCCUUCUAUGCCAGAGCCACAGUCUGCCUGCUUUGAGUUGCCUCCCAGAGAUGCCAGCGGCCCGAAGCUUAAACGCUAUAAGCCGGAUCCAAGGUCCAGUCCGCAGGCAACACCCCACCAGGAAGACAACAUGCUCAGUGAGCAUCUACAGAGUGCCAUCGACAGCAUCCUGGAGCUGCAGCGCAUGCAGGGCCCCACCACAGCCCAGCCCCGGGCCCCGGGGGCUCACUCCUUGGACCAGGCUGUCACCAGUGUCUUUGGUGGGGCUUCUGUCAGGUAA